Messenger RNA from Gigantopelta aegis, 6560 nucleotides. Its product is annotated as elongation of very long chain fatty acids protein 4-like. The transcript has 8 exons. The record is from RefSeq and is a predicted model, not a curated record. Bases 103 to 969 code for a protein of 288 amino acids. Gene Ontology annotation, cellular component: endoplasmic reticulum membrane. Gene Ontology annotation, molecular function: fatty acid elongase activity. Lineage: Eukaryota; Metazoa; Mollusca; Gastropoda; Neomphalida; Peltospiridae. Gene Ontology annotation, biological process: fatty acid elongation, monounsaturated fatty acid; very long-chain fatty acid biosynthetic process; fatty acid elongation, polyunsaturated fatty acid.
GGGGACUCGCAGGAACAAGUGGGUUGACCCUAGUUAAGUUUGUAUCAACAGUGGUUACCUAGGGAAUUGCAGGUGUGCUUUUCGUGUAUUUUGUGGAUUAUCAUGGGAUUCCAGGACAUGUAUGAUCGACUGGUCACAGAUCUGCGCGAUCCUCGAACAGAUGGUUGGUUUAUGAUGUCAACCCCAUGGCCAACAUUAGCAGCCGUCACCAUAUACAUUUUAUUUGUCAGUUUUGGACGGAAGUUCAUGGCAUGUCGACAACCAUUUGAACUGAAAAAUAUUCUAAUUUGUUAUAACUUUUGUUUAGUGCUACUCUCAGCAAUUUUGUUUGAAGAAUUUUUAGUGAGUGCUUGGUUCCGAUCUGGUUUCAGUUUGGUUUGUGAACCAGUUAAUGGAUCCAAUGAUCCCAUGUCAAUUCGGCUGGCUAAUGCGUGUUGGUGGUUUUACUUCUCUAAAAUCAUUGAGCUGUUAGACACGAUAUUUUUUGUUCUACGUAAGAAGAACAAUCAGAUUUCAUUCCUGCAUGUGUAUCACCACACAACCAUGCCGAUAUUGUGGUGGGUUGGAGUUAAGUUUGUUCCUGGCGGAGAAUCCUAUUUUUCUGCCAGCAUCAACAGUUUCAUCCACAUCCUCAUGUACACCUACUACCUUCUGUCAGCAUUUGGACCCAGGAUGCAGAAAUAUCUGUGGUGGAAGAAGUACAUGACAACUCUUCAGUUGCUUCAGUUCUGGGCGAUUCUCCUGCACACGAUCCAGGCCAUGUACGUAAGCUGCGGCUUUCCUGUCGGUUAUGGCGUCGCCUUGAUCACCUACAUGGUCUCUCACAUCAUCCUCUUCUCCAACUUCUACUACCAGACCUACCACAAGAAAGCACGUUUGGCACAGAAAACGAGCGAAAACACCAACCAUGUUGCUAACGGUUUCAUGAAUGGAUACGACCAUCAUAAACAUUCGCUUAAAGUAGAAUAAUUGCAAAGUUCCAUGUUGUGCCUCGAUAUCUUGUGGCCUAUCAUUGGUUUGUGAUCAUUCUGUCUGUCCCAACACAGAUUCAAGUUUGCGCAUAGAAGUUCCAGUUAGUAAAAUGGCUCACUAGUUCAGUUAUAUUUAUAAUGGGGUUGAAAUGUGCAAAUUUUUGUGUUUGUGUUGGCUGGUAAUACUUUUUCUGUCUUUCUUCAGUAAUCCAUUGAAUACAAGAUAAUAAUAAUGUAAAUUUUUAGCAUAGAUUAGCAGCUAAAUAAAGCCCUUUUUCCAUCAAUCCUCUCAAUUUGAGGUUCCCAUUCAAGUCAGUGUUUCUGCCAAAAAGAAAUGUUUGGGUAUGGUACUAUGGAAUUGAAUGCAACCACAUUUGUGCCUCCCCCAGAAAGAAAAUGGGUUAUGUUUAGGAUUAGGGUUAAGAAAAUCGUACAGUAAUGAUAAGAGUAAUCAACAAAAUCUGCAAAAUAUUUUGGGGUAUGGUGCCAUUCCCGUUUUUUCUUCUGGCAGAAACUCUGCAAGGGGAAGAAAUUCUGCUGAGAGAUAAGUAAAUAAAAAUUGGUCUACCAUUCUAAUCUUUUUAUGCCAUCAUAGUUUAAAGCUGUCUGUAAUAUAAUGAAAAAAAUGUCUUUAUCAGUAAUGAAAGUGCUUGUCAAAUUGAGGUAACUGAACAUUUCAACCCCUGUGUAUGUGUGUGUGUGUGUGUUUUUUUUUUAUUGCUAAAUACAUGUAUAUUUUCACAUAUCACAUAACAUUAAGUGUGAAAAGUUCACGGUUUUCAUAUUCUUACUACCAUGAACUAGUGUGGUUAUGUUACCUCCAUUAACAUACAAUGAGUUGUUUGUUCUAUGUACAUUCAUUAGUACAAAAUGUUAUACUUUGACAAUUCUAUAUGAAAUGAUGUAUAUAUUUUCAUAUUGAGCAAUAACAAAUAUUUAUUUGUAUCAAGGGUAAAAUAUUCACGCCUUAUGAUCAUUAUAUCACAAAUAAUAUACAGUUGGACCUCAUUAUGAUCAAGUUUGUCCCUGGGUCACUUUGUCAUAUAGAAUUUGCUAUUGUAAUGAAUUGGUUACGAGUUGUCUCCCUUGUCAUAUCAAGAAAACUAGUGCCUAAUACAUGUAAUUAUAAUAUCAUAUGUAUAAGAAAACACUGAAUGACGUUGAAAUAAAAGAAUGUAUUGCAAUUAUUAUCAAAAACAAAUAUGUGUAAUAAAUGUUUUCAGAAGAGCCCUAUUAAAGUAAAUUAAUCAAUAAAACAAUUUUCAUUUACUGUCGGUAGUCGUGUACUUGUUUAAAACAUCCAUGUUUGGUAUUCAGACCUCGGACAUUCAAUGCAAGUUUCUUCCAAAUUUGGAAAGCAUGAAUUCCAGGGUUUGGGUUUGGAAAUCAUGAAUUCCAGGGUUAGGGUUUGGAAAUCAUAAAUUCCAGGGUUAGGGUUUGGAAAGCAUGAAUUCCAGAGUUAGGGUUUGAAAACAUGAAUUCCAGGGUUAGGGUUUGGAAAGCAUGAAUUCCAGUGUAGUGAAGAGAAUAAUUGUAUUGGAUGGUGUGUUAUCAUAAUGAGGUCGAGCUGUAUUAUAUUUAGGCUGUGGUGUCACACAGUUCAUAUGUGAUUAAAUUGAUUUUAAACAUAUUUGUCAUUUGGAAGUGUUUUAUCCACUGGCAGCUUGUUAAACGGUGUGUCACAUAUUUUGUGCAUUAAUGUAAUGGUAACAAAGGUUUCAUGUGGUUUUUUCUCCUUGUUAUUGGUUGCUGGAAAAUAUUGUUUGAAUAUGUAUCAUAUUCAUAAGAAUUCUUCCUUAGGGUGUGGUGUAUUCAGUUAGAACUAGCUGUUUUGUUUGUAAGGUUUGAAUAUUUUAUUGUACACAUUGUUUAAUUCAAACAUUCCGUCCACUGCUUUUAUGAUUUACUAUUAUUUUAUGGGGUUUUUUUUCUGUUGUUACUUAUUAAUUUAAUUUUUUUACUUUUACACCUUUAUCCAUAUCCUAGGUACUUUGUGUUAUUUUUAUCCGAGUCAUUUUAACAAGGCAUAAUAUAUUUGAAAAAUGAUCUGGGUUUUUUAUGCUAAUAAAUGUUGUAAUGUUAUAUUCCUUAAAUGAUUGUUAAACACAAAUACAUACAUUCCAAUAUUUAGAUAAGUAUGAUUUGAAAAUGUAACCAGUUGCAUACUCUAUUAACUUCGUGUUAACAUUCCAAUUUAACUAAGUGCUGACGAACCAGUAAAGAACUCAUAGGACGACAAUAGUCUAUUUAUAACGAACGUUAUAGAUGUGUCCUUUGAAGAUGCAGUGACAUAUUUCCUGCUAACAGAAUAUGUUGAACAGUUUCCAAGCUUCGAUUUCGUAUCAUGUUUAUGUCCUGAGUGAAAUAAUUUUCAGUUGUCAUUGACUUUAGCGAGUGACAAUGAAAAUUAUUUCACGAAGGAAUUAACAUGAUACGAAAUGGUAGCGAGUUUAACAUUCUAUUUAUUACCAAAAAUCAAUCUUAAUUUAUAUCACUCAACUCGUUUGGUUGACGUUCCUAUACGGUUUUAGUGCGGCAAUCAAUGAAGUCACAAAGUGUUACGUCCCACUUGGUGUUCUAGUGGGUCCUAUCACUUUGAUAUUUACCAAGAUAUUUUUAACCAUAUGGGUAAUAAUACGUAUUAAUAAAUCUUGCGUAGAAUGUCAGGGUCUGUAUAUCCAGUGUGUUUCUGGUCGUCCUAAGAUGUGUAGUGGCUCAGGCUGGAUGUUUGGCAUGGUCAGCUGCUGGUGAUUACAGGUUCAUAUACAAUUAUUAAAACUAGUUUUUAGUUUGUCAUUAUGUUUUUUAAUACAGUGAAAUAUUAUACAUGUAUAAUAGCCUUUGUUAUGCAUGAGAUACGUUUUAUUUGUUUUAUUAGUUUAUACAUCCUAUAGAUUGUUUCUCUUAUUUUACAUGAAAGCUCCUAUCUGUUUUCUCUAUAUUGUGAUGUUGCAAUAUUGAAUGUUCCGGUAAGUGGAUAAUAGGGCAGUCAAAGAGAUGUUAGUUGCGUAAUAUUUGUUACCAUUACAUGUAAUUCGGGUCCUAGUUGCUUUUUCAUUUUAUUUUUUUAAAUACUAGCAGUGAAAUUUUAAAUAUAAUUGAUAAUACUAAGGAAACUUCUUAUUGUACAGGGGGUUUUUUAAAGUUUUUUUUUUUUUUUUUUUGUGUUUGUUUUGAGGGAGGAGUUUGUUGGAGGGUUUUGUGGGGUGGAUGGGUGUGAGGGCCCGUAUAUCAAUUUGCAUAAUAGUGAAGAAUAAUUUUUAAUCAUUGGCUGUUGUCUGAUAAUUACACAGUUUUCCGGGCAUCAAUAGAAAAUAAAACUUGCAAAGCUAAUGACAUUAUUAAAAAGUGAUGACAUUACAAAGUGAGACAUGCCAUGUUUACUGUUCAAGGGUCUACAUUUAUAUCAUAACUAGGUAUUAUUUUUUAAAAUAUGAGGUAUUCAACUGGAUCUGUGGAAAAACAUUUCCAUCAAAAAGGAUAUUUGUGUGCAUGAAAUAGACAAAAACACCAGCAAAUGUAAAAACUUUAUAUGGUUAUCUCCUAAUUUGUACAUAACAAAAGUCUCACAUUUUCCUUUAAUUUGAUGUAACUUUAGUCCUUACCUGUAGUGAAUGUUAUUUUCUUCCUAUGGUAUGCACUACAAUCUAUUUAUUUCUGAACCAACUUGGUUUUUUAAUUGCAAACAAAAAUUUGUGAUUUUUAUUUUUUCCAAAAACACAUCUAGUUUUCUUUUUCUGUCAUAUCAAACUAGGUUUUUACAGUGUUCAUGGAGGUUGGGGAGGAUUAUAGAUUUGAUAUUUUCUCUGUAUUUCUGAAAAACAGACACAAGUCAUAAAUAUCCAAAUGAUGUCAUUACAAAUUUUCCAUCCAUAAUAAAUUUAUUUGUGAUACGUCCUUCAUUAAAACAGACAGUAUCAUGCAUGUCUUGACUGUUGAUAUUUCACCGGUAAAAAAUGUUUGGAAGAGGAAAAGCUCACACAAUAGAAUUAAUCUACGUCACAAAUACCGGUAAUGGUGGCCUGUCAAAAGUUAAUCCAUAAAUGGAGUAUACUGUUCCAGAUGAGUUUCAACUUCAAUCACUGCAGUAAACAUGCAGUUUUAAAACCAUUUUUUUGUUUAUAUUUCAUUGUUUUUAUCAGAACUGUUUGCAACUUCUUUCACUACCUCAAGAGAGAACUGUAAUGCAGCUACAAUAUGUGUGCCAUUUUUAAGUCAUACACAGAUUUUUAAAUUUAUCUUUACAAUAGAUACGUAAAACAUAUUUUAUUUCUGUUUGUGUGUGUCUUAGUCUGGCAAAGUCUGUUCUGUGAAACCUUGUGAUAGCAGAGUACCUAUUUUGUGUCGGUAUUAAAUUGUUAUAAUUGUUAUAACCUAUGGAGCAACGUCUCUGUCACAUCUCAUUAUUAUUGACAAACAUUGAACAGUUUGUUUUGUUUUACGACACCACUAGAGCACAUUUAUUUAUUAGUCAUCGGCUAUUGGAUGACAAACAUUGAUGCAUGUAUUGUCAGGGUUUUUAUAGGUGGAUAAUCCACUUUUGGUGUUCUCCCACAAUGUCUACGAGACGGGGCAAUAUGGGUGAAAAAAAGGGAUUAGGCUGUGUAUAUAAUACAAUUUUUAGUAUCAGCAUCAGAUGUGUGUUAAAGCCACCGACUAAUUGUCAGACAGUGUGAAAUAUUUCAACUGUUGCAGUGAAACCCUUCAAAACCAGAAUUUCUUCGGAAUUCUUUGUUUUCAGUGAUUUUUUAAAUAUCAAUCGCCAAGCAGGAUUCCCCCAUGAAACCAGACUUUUUACUAGGAAAAUGCAGGUUCUGGCAUGUAAAUACAUAAUUGUAUUCUGAAUUAUAUAUGUGUAAUCACGAAACUGAAACUAAUCAUCUCUUUCGUGCCACGUUAUUUUUAGUGGGUUUUUUUUACGAGUAUAUAAUUCCACUAUGCAGGUAUCUUGGAUAAUUAUAUCAUAAUACUGCAUUACAACGAAUAAUGAUGCUGGUGUGUCAUUAAAUUCAUUCAUUCAUUCACAACGAAUAAGAAAUUACAAGAAAUGUGAUCUCGUCAGAAAUUUUUUUUUUCUUCAAAAACUGAAAACACACCACCUAAUUUUUACUUGUUAUUGCCAUCGCAUGUGUGUUUUCUAUAAUCCACAUAAUAACCCUGACUCUUUUGUUUAAAAAUGUUUGGUUUUUAUUGCCUACCAGAUGUGCAUUUUUAAUAAGUUCAGUCCAUUUUGCUGAAGAAGAAAAAAUUAAAAACCUGUGAUCUACUUAGCAUCCUAGUAUUUGUUUCAUUUGUGCUGUCUUUGUGUGGACUCUAAUCUGUCUUUGUCAUCCAUCUUCAGUUAUAGUUGGACCUGCUUUCCAUUAGCGAGCUGAAAAAAGUGUCGAUGUUUCAGUCUGGUGACGUAUUUAAUGUGAAGCAGUACACUCUAUAUUUUGUAUAGCAGUCCGUUUGCAAAAAUGCAGAUAUGAAAAAGCGCACGAAUCGCGCUAUUGGAAAGCGGGCCUAAGAGUAAAAUGUAUUGAUAUUGAUAUUGAUGAUCUCAUGUCUGAAUUAUGUGAUCUUUAUAGACAUAAAUUUUGAACAAAA